CAUGGCUCGGGCGGCGUGGGGGCUGCUGUGGCUGCUGCUGGGCAGCGCCGGGGCGCAGUACGAGAAGUACAGCUUCCGCGGCUUCCCGCCCGAGGACCUGAUGCCGCUGGCGGCGGCCUACGGGCACGCGCUGGAGCAGUACGAGGGCGAGAGCUGGCGCGAGAGCGCGCGCUACCUGGAGGCGGCGCUGCGGCUGCACCGGCUGCUGCGCGACAGCGAGGCCUUCUGCCACGCCAACUGCAGCGUUGCCGGGGCCGGCCGGCCGCCGCCCGCGCCCGCCGCCGCCGCCCGCGCCGACGACUGGGCGCGCGAGCUGCGCCUCUUCGGCCACGUCCUGGAGCGCGCCGCCUGCCUGCGGCGCUGCAAGCGGACGCUGCCCGCGUUCCAGCUGCCCUACCCGCCGCGCCAGCUGCUGCGCGACUUCCAGAGCCGCCUGCCCUACCAGUACCUGCACUAUGCGCUGUUCAAGGCUAACCGGCUGGAGAAGGCCGUGGCCGCCGCCUACACCUUCCUGCAGAGGAACCCGAAGCACGAGCUGACCGCCAAGUACCUCAGCUACUACCGGGGCAUGCUGGACGUGGCGGACGAGGCCCUCACCGACCUCGAGGCCCAGCCCUACGAGGCGGUGUUCCUGCGGGCUGUGAAGCUCUACAACAGCGGCGACUUCCGCGGCAGCACAGAGGACAUGGAGCGGGCCCUGGCCGAGUACCUGGCCGUGUUCGCGCGGUGCCUGGCCGGCUGCGAGGGCGCCCACGAGCAGGUGGACUUCAAAGACUUCUACCCAGCCAUCGCAGAUCUCUUCGCAGAGUCGCUGCAGUGCAAGGUGGACUGCGAGACCAACUUGACCCCCAAUGUGGGCGGCUACUUCGUGGACAAGUUCGUGGCCACCAUGUAUCACUACCUGCAGUUUGCCUACUACAAGCUGAAUGACGUGCGCCAGGCCGCCCGCAGCGCCGCCAGCUACAUGCUCUUCGACCCCGAGGACAGCGUCAUGCAGCAGAACCUGGUGUACUACCGCUUCCACCGGGCGCGCUGGGGCCUGGAGGAGGACGACUUCCGGCCGCGGGAGGAGGCCGUGCUGUACCACAACCAGACCUCUGAACUGCGGGAGCUACUGGAGUUCUCGCACAUGUACCUGCAGUCAGACGAUGAGAUGGAGUUGGAGGAGCCAGGGCCGCCCACAGAGCCCGAGGAGCCCCCUUCGGACGCCGAGUUUGAGGGGGAGGGCGACUAUGAGGAGGGCCUGUAUGCGGACUGGUGGCAGGAGCCGGAUGCCAAGGGCGACGAGGCUGAGGCUGAGCCAGAGCCUGAACUAGCAUGAGAAGUGCCCCCACCCCACACUCGGCAAGAGCGCCUGCCAAGCUGGGCCGCAGGAAAGAAUAUUUAUUACAACUUCAAAGGGACGCGGCUGAUCCUGGCCCAGCCGGGAGUGCGGCUGCCCCCAGACCGUGUCCUUGUCCUGCCUCGUCUGUGUCUUGGGGCCCCCAUCCCCUGGGGAUUCCUCGGCCGGCCCCUCGGAGAAGGCUGCAGCUGCUGGCUGGAGUCUCAGCCCCUUUGCGGGGACGGUGAAGCUCUGAGAGCACUGCAGCAGGAGUCCAGGGGUCUGGGCGCGCCGGCGGUGGUGCUCAAUAAAUGUUGUUGAGUGAGUCCCA
Messenger RNA from Lepus europaeus (European hare), 1652 nucleotides. It is a transcript of the gene P3H4, whose product is annotated as prolyl 3-hydroxylase family member 4 (inactive). The record is from RefSeq and is a predicted model, not a curated record. Lineage: Eukaryota; Metazoa; Chordata; Mammalia; Lagomorpha; Leporidae. Gene Ontology annotation, biological process: collagen fibril organization; peptidyl-lysine hydroxylation. The transcript has 8 exons. Gene Ontology annotation, molecular function: protein binding; collagen binding. Gene Ontology annotation, cellular component: endoplasmic reticulum. Bases 2 to 1321 code for a protein of 439 amino acids.